UUGUUUUUUUUUUGAUCGUGAGAAUUAAGGCUGGAGAUGCUUAGAUCACGUGAACAGUCACCUGACUGAUGUGGUGGUGGCGGUGGCGCGAUCUGAUUCGGCGACGGUGGGGACCCGAUUCACCCAGUCACACAAUCGGACCAAAAAAAAAACUCGUGAACCCUUUUGACUCACCCUCCCUGGCUUAACCACCCCGAGCCCUGUCGCCCCUAACCACGAACCACCCAACCAAACCAAACCAAACCAAACCCCCCCACCUCUCUCUCUCCUCCCCACCUCUCUCUCUCUCUCUCUCCCCUCCCCCGCCCGAUGGCUUCCGAAGAAGACCACACCGUCUACCCCGAAGACGACGACGUCCUGGACGACGACGACGAUGACGAGAGCGAAGACGACGACGUUCUGGACGACGACGAAGACGAUGACGACGACGACACCUCCUCCUCCAACCUCGCCGCCUCCCAGGUCACCAUCGCCGUCCCGGGCCUCCCCAAACCUGAUCCCUCCACCCCCACCGCGCCGCACGGAUCCGCCGGGUUCCUCCCCCCCGACCCCACGCGCCCGCGCGUGGACGAUGUCGCCAUCUUUACAACCCCCGCCGCCGUCGCCGCGGAGGAGAAGAAGCCGAUCGCCGCGCUGGACGACUCGCGCAAGCUGUUCCAGCGCCUCUGGACCGACGAGGACGAGAUCGAGCUCUUGCAAGGGUUCUUGGAUUACUCCACCCAGCGCGGGAUCGGAGGGGCGAAUUCGUCGCACCAUCACCACGACACGGCGGCGUUCUACGACCAGAUCAAGAGCAAACUCCAGCUCGAGUUUAAUAAGAACCAGUUGGUCGAGAAGCUGAGGCGGCUCAAGAAGAAGUACCGCAACGCGCUGAGCAAGAUGGAAUCGGGCAAAGAGUUUGUUUUUAAAAGCCCUCACGAUCAGGCCGCGUUCGACAUCUCUAAGAAGAUCUGGAGCAACGACGCCGUUCGCGGCGGCGGUGGAUUUGACGUGGAUGAUUCGAACCCUAACCCUAGCCCGAUAAGCGUUAACCUAAUUUCCUUUGCGAAUCAGAGCAACAACAACAACAACGGCGUUAAUAAUACCGGUGGAUUGGAGAAGAAGGUGGCGAGGCCGAGGAAGCGAGCGAGAGGAGGAGGGGUGAAAAUUGAGGAGAACAGGCUGGAGUUUAACACGCAGCCUGUUCGACUGGCGGCGCCGCCUGUCGCGGCGGCAGCUACAUCGAUUCCGAAUUUGAUAGAGGAGACGGUGAGGAGCUGUUUGUCCCCGUUGUUCAAGGAGUUGCUUCAGAGCGCGACGAAUGGGGCAGCGUGUGGUGGUGGUGGUUUGAGGGGGUUUGGAGGGGUUGCAAUGGCGGCGAUGAGUCCGGUGCCAUUGAGUUUCGGGGGAUUGAAUUUGAGUGGUAUUGGUGGCGGUGGUAGUGAUAUUGCAACGGAUGAGAGAUGGAGGAAGCAACAGAUAUUGGAGUUGGAGGUGUAUUCAAAGCGGUUGGAGUUGGUGCAGGAUCAGAUUAAGUCGGCUUUGGCGGAGCUGAGGUCGACAGGGAGUUGAAAAAGGAGUUUGGCUAGCUGGGUGAUCGAUGGAUGGUAUUGUAAGUGGUUUGAGGUUUUUCUAUUUUUAGUUCAUAAAUUUACUGGGCAUUUGAUCAAAUGCUUAAAACUAUAGUGGUAAUUGCAGUCUGUUCAGAUUUUAUCUUCUUUUUUGGUUUUUGUUUGGUUAACUUAAGGGUUAUUGGAAUAAUGAUUCUAUUUUCUCUGUCUUGGACUAGUAUUGGGGGAAUGAAAUGAUCUUUAGAAGGCA
Rhododendron vialii is the source of this 1800-nucleotide messenger RNA. Its product is annotated as probable transcription factor At3g04930. The record is from RefSeq and is a predicted model, not a curated record. Bases 310 to 1551 code for a protein of 413 amino acids. Lineage: Eukaryota; Viridiplantae; Streptophyta; Magnoliopsida; Ericales; Ericaceae. The transcript has a single exon. Gene Ontology annotation, biological process: regulation of DNA-templated transcription. Gene Ontology annotation, cellular component: nucleus.